CAUGGCGACGGUUACGGUUCGGAAUUCAGCGCUGUGUGUUGUUUCUUUAUUAAACUUUAUUUUCGUGUUCCUGACCGGAGCGGAUUUUGUCCGGUUUGUGUCGUUUCGCCCCAUUUAUCACAAUAUAACCGGCGGGGCGCCGUUGUGCCGAGACGGUGUGACGUGGUCGGCGGCUCUGAGGGAUCCCGCGGUACUGAGGGCUCUGGCCGUGGAUGUAUCGCUGCUGCUGGUGUUCAGUCUACAACACAGCGUGCUGGCAUGGGCGCCCAUCAAAUCAGCACUGCAGUCGGUACUGGGAGUGUUAAACCGAGCGGCGUACUGCUUCACCACUGCACUGGCACUGCAGGCGCUGAUGCAUUACUGGCAGCCAGUGACCAGCGCCCCCUGUCUGUGGUCGGUGCGCAGUGCACCAUGGGAUAUCUGGUUCCCCCUUAUCUGCUUCAUUGUGCAUUUUCUGUGCUGGGCUCUGAUCUGCAGCAUCCUGCUCAUCUUCGACUAUCCGGAACUGCUGGGUCUCAAACAGGUGUACUACGAGUGUUUGGGUUUGGCCGACCCCCUCUCCCUGAAGUCGACCCGCGCCCAGCGCCUGUACGCUCACCUGCGCCACCCGGUGUGCGUGGAGCUGCUGCUGGUGCUGUGGCUGGUACCCACCCUGACCCUGGACAGGUGUGUGUUCGGGGCCUUUCUCACCCUCUACCUGGCCACGGCUCACUCCCUGGAUACGGAGGACUACGUCUACCUGAGUGCUCAGCUCCGCAGCAAACUGCAGCACUUCUCCACACCAGCGGGGGGCGGCGACACCCACAACAACAACACCGAGAAGGACGGGCAGCGUAAACUCGACUGAGCCGAGCGUUCCGGUACCGAUCGGACACAGCCUCAUCGACUCCCCCUCACCUACAGGCCUGAUCGGUACAGGUCGUGUUCACACCCCACUGUUCCCUCUUGUAACUAGAGAGUGAGGGCGGGGCCGUUUUAAUACAGUAUUAACAAAACAAACUAAA
Molecule: messenger RNA, 1004 nt
Organism: Trichomycterus rosablanca
Lineage: Eukaryota; Metazoa; Chordata; Actinopteri; Siluriformes; Trichomycteridae
Gene: nrm
Product: nurim
Exons: 4
Coding region: 2-847 (281 amino acids)
Cellular component (GO): nuclear membrane
Source: RefSeq, a predicted model, not a curated record